Molecule: messenger RNA, 1247 nt
Organism: Myotis lucifugus (little brown bat)
Lineage: Eukaryota; Metazoa; Chordata; Mammalia; Chiroptera; Vespertilionidae
Gene: CUNH12orf57
Product: chromosome unknown C12orf57 homolog
Exons: 3
Coding region: 787-1167 (126 amino acids)
Biological process (GO): post-embryonic development
Source: RefSeq, a predicted model, not a curated record
GAAUACUUUGAGACAUUAUGAAGCAGAGGUCCAAGAGCCUUAUUUCCACAGAUUAAAGCGAUUAGAAUCCAGGAGUUUUUACCCUAUGGUUUGAGAAGAGAGCAUUUCAAACGCCUAGAAGACAAGUUAGACGGCAUCACGCUGCAGCACUCGUAUGCAAGUGCGACAGCUGUUUCAGUUCCAAGCUUUUAUUGCUGCAAGUCACUGUCUCCGUUUUUAAAAACCAAAAGGUGUGACUGGCUUCUCUCAGCCAAUCAGCACCGAUCUCAUUUGCAUACGCCCGUCUCAAACGUUUGCCAACUCUAGAAAUGCACAUGAGUAAGUCCCUUAAAUACGGUCUUUCCUUGUGAGGUCGCCGUGUGCCCCGCUGCGUGCACAGCAGUGGGAGCGAGGAGCGUCCGCUCGGAGUCACCCUCACCCACAGCGGAGUCCACGGCGGCCCCGCGUUCUCGCCAGGCCGCGCCCCGCAGUGCUUACAGCUCUUUUUGAAUUUGUCCAGCAGGUCUUCCGGCUCGUCCCGGAAGGCCCUCCCCAAACCGCGAGUUCAUGGCAACAAUAGAACCACUCGAGGCCCGCGCCAGCGUUAUUCUCCCUGCUCGUUAGAGCGUCACACACCCGAGUGUUCCCAGUUCCUCGGGGUCCCGUGGGUGCUCUGGGGGGCGCCCGAGGAACUUCCGGCUGCGGCUGGCUCUUCCCCCGCCCCCACAGCCCCGGGAACCGGUCGGCGGCCUCCCUCUCUUCCCGGCAUUUCCUAGGUGUUGCCGUAGGUGCUGCUCCGGUGGCGCUAUGGCGUCCGCCUCGGCCCAGGCUGCGGCCCUGAGCGCCGAACAGGCCAAGGUGGUCCUGGCCGAGGUGAUCCAGGCGUUCGCGGCCCCCGAGAACGCCGUGCGCAUGGACGAGGCUCGGGACAACGCGUGCAACGACAUGGGCAAGAUGCUGCAGUUCGUGCUGCCCGUGGCCACGCAGAUUCAGCAGGAGGUCAUCAAGGCCUAUGGCUUCAGCUGCGACGGGGAAGGUGUCCUGAAGUUUGCCCGCUUGGUCAAGUCUUACGAAGCCCAGGAUCCUGAGAUUGCCAGCCUGUCGGGCAAGCUGAAGGCACUGUUCCUGCCGCCGAUGACACUGCCACCCCACGGGCCUGCUUCAGGUGGCAGCGUAGCCGCCUCCUGAGAGCUGGCCUCCCCGUGGCAUUGCCUGGGAAGGGAAGAUCUCCGCGUCCCGGUGGAUAAUAAACAUGCCUGUGAUUUCUU